AUGGGCUGGGUAGCUAAUGCGAUUCCAGAGGUUGAAGCCCAGUCACAGUGGGCAUCCAUUCUCGCCGUUUGCGUCGUCUUGUCCGCGCUUUCAAUAGCCACAGUCAGCUGCCGCCUUUGGGUUCGCGGCAACUCUCGCGGUUUCGCUGGGGACGACUACAUGUCCGCCUCGUCAAUGGUGUUUGCCCUCGUCUAUUCAGUUCUUUGCGUCGUACAGACCAGAUAUGGUUUGGGGUUGCCGGUCAAGCUUCGGCCCCAGGCAGACGCCGCCCCUUAUGCCCGAGUCAAUUUCGCCGGUCGUCCCAUCUAUCAGGUCGGCAUAUCUUUCUUCAAGAUUGCCCUGUUGAUAAGUUACCUGCGUCUUCUCCAGGGCACCGAUCACAGAACCUACCGCUUGGUUGUUCGCGCCACCAUUGCCAUCGUUUUCCUGGCACACGUGGGUUGCGCCAUCUCACUGAUAUUUGCCUGCUCUCCCGUCCAAAAGUCGUGGAAGCCUUGGGUUCCAGGAACAUGCCUGCAACCUGGUCCUUCAUUCACUGGAUAUGCUGUCGUCACCAUCAUUUCUGAUAUUGUCGUGGCCAUCUUGCCUGUUCCCGUCCUCCUGCGGCUCAACAUACGACUCGAGAAGAAGAUUGGUCUGGUUUUUCUUUUCAUGCUUGGGCUCUUUACCACGCUAUGUUCCAUCUUCCGAUAUAUUCAAAUCGAUAGAAUCCAAAAUGGUGAUGGGAACUCCACCAUGCUUGUCCUCUGGGGCACUAUUGAGUUCAAUGUCGGCAAUAUGGUAUCCUCGCUGCCCUUUCUAGCACCUGUGUGUAUGAAGAAAGCCAGGGACUACCGAUACAAGUUCUCUGGAGGUUAUGGCUCUAAUAGCGACCAAGCCCGCGGGCGUCUUGGCUUGGUAAACGAGCAUUACAAGCUUAGCGACAUCGGUAACGGCAAGAGCGUCUUUUCUACCCACAAAUCCAUAAGCCAAGAAAAUAUGCUCGAAAGUGGCGCCAUUAUUAAAUCAGUGACAUAUCGCGUGCAAAUUCUUGAUGAAGGCGAGUUGCGACAACAACGCGAUACCAAGUCGACGGAAUGUCCUGUUUGA
This is a messenger RNA of Ustilaginoidea virens, 1089 nucleotides long. RefSeq lists its product as uncharacterized. The transcript has 2 exons. The record is from RefSeq and is a predicted model, not a curated record. Bases 1 to 1089 code for a protein of 362 amino acids. NCBI's taxonomy places the organism in Eukaryota, Fungi, Ascomycota, Sordariomycetes, Hypocreales, Clavicipitaceae.